This is a messenger RNA of Miscanthus lutarioriparius, 1170 nucleotides long. Lineage: Eukaryota; Viridiplantae; Streptophyta; Magnoliopsida; Poales; Poaceae. The record is from the annotation of a GenBank genome assembly.
AUGAAGUUCGAUCUUCCGCUGCUGAACUACGACACGCGGUUCUCGCUAUGGCAAGUCAAGAUGCGGGGGAUUCUGGCGCAGACUCAUGACUAUGAUGAGGUGCUGGAUAGUUUCGGAAAGAGGAAGGCCGAGUGGACUCCAGAAGAGAUCCGCAAGGAUCAGAAGGCGCUCGCCCUAAUUCAGUUGCAUCUUCAUAAUGAUAUUUUGCAGGAGUGUCUGAAAGAGAAAACUACUGCAGAACUAUGGCUGAAACUGGAAUCGAUCUAUGAAGAUAAAUUGUUCACCCUGAAGAUGAAGGAGGAGGAUUCAGUGAUGAGCCACAUCGCUGAAUUCAAGAAGAUCGUCGCCGACCUAGUGUCGAUGGAGGUGAAGUAUGAUGAUGAGGACUUAGGUCUUUUACUGCUAUGUUCUUUGCCAAAUUCGUAUGCAAAUUUUCGUGACACCAUACUUUUGAGCCAUGAUGAACUAACCCUAAAGGAAGUUUAUGAGGCUCUCCAGUCUAGGGAGAAGAUGAGAGGCAUGGUGCAGAAUGACGGGACGUCGUCCUCCAAGGGCGAUGCUUUGCAUGUGAGAGCGAAUCGAAAAAGAUCCUCCAAUGAUGGCAAUGAUGGAAGAAAGAACUACGAAAGGAGAGGCCGUUCAAAGUCCAAGCCGCAUGGUACUCUUCAUUAUGUUCAUGCUGAUUUAUGGGGCCCUUCCCGUAAGUCCUCACUUGGUGGUGCUCGUUACAUGCUUACAAUUAUUGAUGAUUGCACUAGAAGGGUUUGGCCUUAUUUUCUGAAACAGAAAUAUGCUACUUUUGCUGCUUUUAAGGACUGGAAAAUAAUGAUAGAAAGGCAAACUAAAAGGAAGCACAUUGAUAAGCAUGGUGACCAUGAUAAUGAUGUUGCUGAGGAUGAUGCUCAUGAUGAUGUUCAGCAAACUCCUCCUAUUUUGCAGUUAGAGGAGGAUUUACCUAUUGCUCAACGCAAGUCAAAAAGGAUAAUUGCACCUCAUAAGCGUCUUAUUGAAGAGUGUAAUUUGUAUUACUAUGCUUUGAGUUGUGCUGAACAGGUGGAGAAUGUUCAUGAGCCAACAACCUAUAAAGAAGCUAUCCGUUGUGGUGAUACUGAGAAUUGGAUUUCUGCUAUGCAUGAGGAGAUGCAGUCUCUUGAGAAGAACAACACAUGA